Messenger RNA from Akanthomyces muscarius, 924 nucleotides. RefSeq lists its product as uncharacterized. Gene Ontology annotation, cellular component: cytosol; spliceosomal complex. Lineage: Eukaryota; Fungi; Ascomycota; Sordariomycetes; Hypocreales; Cordycipitaceae. The coding region runs from base 1 to 924 and encodes 307 amino acids. The record is from RefSeq and is a predicted model, not a curated record. Gene Ontology annotation, biological process: mRNA cis splicing, via spliceosome. The transcript has 2 exons.
AUGAUUGCGACCACGAUCCGCACCCCGCCGUCGGCGGCCGACUUCCUCCCCCUCGCCGAGUACCAGUCGCAGACGCCCGAGUCGUUUGUCGACGGCAAGCCCGUGCUGCACCUGCACAUCACUGGCGCCGCAGCCUCUGCGCCCAAGGAGCAGCUCUCAAGUGGUAGCUUGGCCGUCUUCCCCGCCGACUCCCCAGCUGCGCCUGCAGCCAGCAGCGAGAAUGGCGCCGAUGUUCCUGCUGAGGAGCUCGUCGAGCAGCAAGUCGACGUCUACGUCACAUCCGAAAACUUCAUCGUCUUUAACCCCAAGGCCGAAGCCGGCGUCUCGAUACCGUACCCCUCCAUCUCGAUCCACGCCAUCAAGCAGCUGCCGUCCUCGGCGCCGGCCGUUUGGAUGCAGCUCGAGUUCUCCGACGGCGGCUCCUCCGACGACGACUUCAACCUCGUGGAGCUGACCAUUGUUCCUCCGACCUCUGGCGCCGCCGCCGAGGGCUCCUCCGCCACGGCCUCGAAGCUCUACGAGGCCAUUGCUGCGUGCUCCAACCUCCACCCCGACCCGGCCCAGGAAGGCGACGACGACGAUGCGGACGAGGACAACUACGACCGCAUCGUGUUUGAGGGCAGCGCCGAGCACGAGGCCCUCGAGGGCUUCAGCGGCGUGCUGCGCGGCACCGCGGACGGCGGGCUGCCCCCGCCCAUGCCCGGCAGCGGCGGCUGGAUCACGGCCGACAAUGUCGCCGAGUACUUCGACGAGGACGGCAACUGGAUCGGUCCGGGCGCAGAGGUUGGCGGCGAGGACGACGCCGAGGAGCUUGGCGAAGGCGCCGGCCGGACGAGAGCGCGCGACGAGGUCGAGCCGCAAGACGGUGUGAAUGGCCACGGCGAGGAGGACGACGCCGAGAGCAAGCGUCAACGAGUCGAGUAG